Schistocerca americana (American grasshopper) is the source of this 2040-nucleotide messenger RNA. RefSeq names its product protein abrupt-like. Gene Ontology annotation, cellular component: nucleus. NCBI's taxonomy places the organism in Eukaryota, Metazoa, Arthropoda, Insecta, Orthoptera, Acrididae. Gene Ontology annotation, biological process: regulation of transcription by RNA polymerase II. The record is from RefSeq and is a predicted model, not a curated record. Gene Ontology annotation, molecular function: protein binding; DNA binding. Bases 242 to 1522 code for a protein of 426 amino acids. The transcript has 10 exons.
CAAUAAUAACGAAAAUCGUAAAUCUGUUUAGUUUUACAAGUAAAAACCAAUAUUUUUAUGAUUUAUAUAUGCACUGUAGUAUAGAAAAGUUGGUACUCGACCUCUAUUUUGUCUUACCCUUCACGCGACGAGGGAAAUGAUUUAAUUUGUUCCACUUUCAUACAAGAAAUCGGUGAGUGGUAAAUGUUAAAAGUAGCUGAACUGGUUUUAUGAGGAUAAGCCAUAAUCUGCAAGUUCAACAAUGGCAGAUGAGCAGCAAUUCUGUCUACGCUGGAAUAACUUCCAGAUGAACAUAACAUCCCAGUUUGAGGCAUUACGUGAUGAAGAAGACUUUGUGGAUGUGACAUUGGCUUGUGAGGGACAGCGUCUAAAAGCACAUAAAGUUGUAUUAUCAGCUUGUAGUCCUUACUUCAAGGAACUUUUCAAGAGUAAUCCUUGCAAACAUCCUAUAUUGUUCAUGCGUGAUGUGGAAUUCAGACAUUUGAAGUCUCUGGUAGAGUUCAUGUAUGCUGGAGAGGUCAAUGUUGCACAGGCACAGUUAUCAGCAUUCCUUAGAACUGCAGAAUCACUACAAAUACGUGGACUCACAGAAGCACCACAGAGGCAUUCAAGGUUUGAUGGAGCAACAUCAGAUACUGGACACAGCCGGCGUGGUACACGCAGUGGCAUUCCGACGUCACCUAUAGCAGGAGCUCCAGAAGAAGAUGAUAUCCUGAGCCUAAGCCCUCCUGCCUCCCCAUCUCCUCCUGCCAAACGCCCAUGUACAGCACCAGAUCCAGCAAAUAUCAAGAGAGAAGCUCCAGAUAUUGUUGAGCCAAAACUGGAAGUCCCUGACUAUAGCAGUGAUGGAGAAAGCAGAACAGAAAGUGGAAAUGGAGCUCAUUAUGGUGGAAUAGAAAAUCCUCUUGAUGCGAAAUCAGCAUAUGCAACUGGAGGACUACAAGGUGGAAUGGAGAUGAUUCCUGGAACAUCCGCUGCACACAAUUUCCUCUCAGACGUAUCAACACUGCCACAGGAGCCAGCUUCACAAGGAAACCGUGUGGGCUGGUGUCCACCAACACUGCUGCGGCAUGCCAUGUCUUCCUGGUCCAGGGACCACUCUGCCCGAUACUUUGGAACUCCUCCUAAUUUUGUUGGCGAUGAACAAGACUCAAAGGAGAUGGUGCCUUUGGCUGCUGGUGUCCUGGUACCUGCUUCUCUGCUGCAACGAGUUAAUCGAGCUGACUAUCGGAAACUCACCCGCGGUCUUGCAUCAGCUCUUUUCUCACCCCUUGAACUAGGAUCAAGUUCAGUGACUGGUCAGCGGUGGACUCGAGCAGGAUAUUGCUCAGGCCGACCAACGAAACCUGCUCUGGAUCGGCGUCGUGUGGAAGCCAUUCUCGCAUAUGUUGGUACACAUUUUCCCACCAUCGAACGCAGCAAAGUGAAGCAGGUACUGGCAUACAAGUGUAAAGAAAGUGCUGCUGCACUGAGGGUACGUGGAUCUAAACUCCUUGGACUCAAUGAACUUCAAGACCAGUAGCAUCUGUCUGCACUCAAACCUGGAUACUCUGAUAACAUUUAUAGUCUAUAAACAAUAGCAGGCCUUUGUAACAGCUGUCAUUAAUCACAACUCUACGAGGUGUUUUGUUCUGACAUUCUGUAAAAUAUGAUACUUGAACUUGGUUCAUUUGCACCUAUUUUAAGUUGUUAACAUUGUUUUAUAUUAGACUAUUUGAGCAGUUACACUGCAUUUAUCAUUUUUUAUUCUGUCUAGUUUGUGUUUAAUUAUCUCUCUAGCUAUUUGGCCAUGUCUGUUUUCAACAUGCAUUAUGUCACUGUGGAUGUACCAGGCACAUCCCAGUCUGUAUUAUGUGACAAAUUUAAUAUUAUUUGCCUUCUGAGACUGGAGAGAACAGGUUUUUAAUAUAGAUAUGUAAUGUGCAUUAAUGUAGCAACAAUUAUGAACAUCAGAAAGAUCUCAAUGUUGCUACACUGGAAAUGAGUUUUGUGGCUCAAAUUAAAUAAUAAUAGUAAUAAUAAUAAUAAUAAUCAUAAUCA